Molecule: messenger RNA, 2112 nt
Organism: Trichosporon asahii var. asahii CBS 2479
Lineage: Eukaryota; Fungi; Basidiomycota; Tremellomycetes; Trichosporonales; Trichosporonaceae
Exons: 2
Coding region: 1-2112 (703 amino acids)
Source: RefSeq, a predicted model, not a curated record
AUGGCCGCCCAGCGGAGCACGGCGACGGGCGCUUCGCGUAUCCGCGCCCUGGGCGAUGACACGAGAACACGCACGCCGCGGCCAAGGGCCGACUCGGACCUGGACCCGGACAGCGAAGAGGAGGAGCUGAUCGAGCUUUCGGCGUCGGUGCCGGCGAACGUGGGCCGGGGGGCGCUCGGCCAGUCUUCGACCUCCUCAACAUCCCAACGAUCCUCUGACCGAAGAGCGAACGGGAAAUCCUCCCCGCCUCCGCCUAACGCGCCCUCUCUUCCCCGAUCACGGCGGGGCACGAUGUUCGGCCGACCACGCCUCCUUCGACGACGAAGGGUCCUCUUCGCCCUCCUGGCCGCUGCGCUUCUGACGCUACUGUGGCUGCAGCACGGCGCGCUGACUCGAGAGCAAGAGGCCGAGGAAUGCGAGUUCAAAUCCGUCAUGGACGCGUAUGAGCGGGACCUGGCGCGCAUCACUGGGUCGAGGAAACAGGCGCGCAGAUUGCGCUGGUCGGCCAGCGACGCCGGCCACACCCUCAGUGCGACAGGACACCUCGUCCUCGGCCCGUCGGGGCAGCACCCGAUCCCGCAACUGUUGGCUCUAGGCGAGCGGAGAUGGAACGAACUCCUCUCCUCGCAGAGCCAGACGCUCGGCGAGGCCGUCGCAGAGUAUAGGAGGCGGUACGGCCGCCCCCCGCCUGCGGGGUUUGAGAAAUGGUGGGCAUUCGCGAAGAAACACGGCAUCCUCCUUCCGGACGAGUAUGACGGGAUCGAGUCCGACCUGGCGCCGUUCCACGCGCUGCCUCUCUCCGAACUGAGGAAGAGGCAGGCCGAGGUCGAGGGCUGGGACGAGGUGUUCAACAUCCGCAUCCGGAACGGAAGCAUGGACGUGGACCUGCAUCAUGGUGCGCUGAAGUGGGGCGGCUCGAUGCCGCGCGCCGGCGACCAGGCAUCGAUCAUUAGUGUCGUUGCGAAGGAUCUGCCAGAUCUGACGGCCACGUUCUCAAUCUUCGACCAGCCGGCACUGUAUCUCCCCUACGGGGCGCGGGACGCGCUCUCAGACGCAGCGAGGGAGGGCCGCACGCUGUCGCCCGAGGUGCUCGCUGCCGCCGAGUCCACGAGCGGAGAAGUGGAGUGGGACACGAUCUGCUCCCCCUACAGCCCCUAUGGGGCGGAACAGCGCGAGUCUGCCGCAUUCGUGUACGACCCGCGCGAGGCGGGGAAUAUCUGCUCCAACCCCGCUCUGCUAGGUCUGCACGGCCUGGCCCUGGAGCCGCACACACGGACCUCGAAACCGGCCCCGCAUGGCCGAUUGCUGCCCCUCUUCAGCCUAGCCAAGACACGCGUGAACAGCGAUAUCCGCGCCAUCCCGCUGGACCAGUUCAACGAGCGCCGGCCAAACGACACGGCCUGGCACCUCAAGGAGGGGAAGCUGGCCUGGCGCGGAAGCAACACGGGCAUGGCGAAUAUGAGCGCGAGCGUGGACUGGGAGAACUCGCACCGCGUGCGUCUGCACCGCUGGGCGAACAGUAACUCCUCCUCACCCGUGACGUUGCUCGAGACGACCAUGGGGGGUUUCGUAGGGUAUAAUACCACGACGAGACCCGCCCGAGUACUGCAGGAACGGUACGACGUGAAGCUGGCGCAGAAGCCGAUCCAGUGCGAAGAAGAGGACGGGACGUGUGCGCGUCUCGCCCAGCUUGGUUUUGCGCCGUACCAGAGUCCAGAGGAUCUGCAUGGGAAUCGGUUCCUGCUCGAUGUGGAUGGGAAUGGGUGGAGUGGGCGGUUCAGACGGCUGAUGGGCACGAAUUCGCUGGUGAUCAAGGCGGGCAUGUUCGCGGAAUGGUGGCAGGACUGGCUCGUCCCCAAGCUCGACUAUGCCGAUCUGCCCAGCAUCAUGGCCUUUUUUGCGGGCCCCGGUGGGCCUAAUGGCACAGAAGUGGCAUUCGACGACACGGCCCGGACGCUGGCGCACAACGGGCGCUGUUUCGCAGAGCGCAUGUACAGACGCAGAGACGUGCAGGCGUACAUGUUCCGACUCCUUUUGGAGUGGGCGCGAUUGACGGGCAACAGCGGGGAUUUCGACUAUGAACGGUGGAGGAGGGAGGGUGGGGAGGAGUGA